Messenger RNA from Paramuricea clavata, 4764 nucleotides. Lineage: Eukaryota; Metazoa; Cnidaria; Anthozoa; Malacalcyonacea; Plexauridae. The record is from the annotation of a GenBank genome assembly.
AUGGCUCUCAGUAUAUUGCAAAACGGAAAAAUGCCAAGGUUCCUUAGCGAAGACCAACUGGAAACAGUUUUUCUGAAUGGCACCACCUCCAGCAGCCUGACUAACCUCACGCAAGGUCUUAACAACCUGGGUUUAUGUGACAUUGCCAAACAUCUGCCAACCUUUUUAUAUCUUUUUCGACCCUCUUCAGCUUCAUUGCUAACAAGAAGAAAACUUGUGCACAUUCUUAAGCCCGACUUUUCUGAAGAUGGAUGUAAUCAGCGACAGCAUGAGAAUAUAGUCUAUGCGGCAUUUUCCAAGUACUGCAGAGAAGCUGCUGGAGGUAAAAGAGGUAAUAUUACCCUAGAGCAUAUAUUACAGUUCACAACCGCAACUGAUGAAGAACCUGUUCUCGGCUUUGCAACAGAUCCAUCCAUACAAUUUGUGUCAUCCAAGUCAUCAAGUAAAUGGUCAUUUAUUCCUACAGCAAACACUUGUGGUAAUACACUACAUUUGCCUUGCCCUGAUCAUAGUGUAGCACUUCCUGUCGAAGUUGAACUUUUCGAAGUGUAUGAUAUGGCGUUUUGUAAUGCUUAUUUUGGGAACCGCUAAACUAAACACAUUAUAAUACUUUAUUCGCUGUUUUGUUGGAGUAAUCUAUUGAACUCUUUUGAAGUAAACUGUUUAAGUAACUUAAUAUUUACAUUUAUUUAGUUUUGUUGUCAGAUCAGUUUAUAGUUAAACAUAACCUGAGUUUGAUAACCAUCUCAGCUGGAAUGGUAUACAAGGAUUUAAAAUAAUAUUUACUAAUCAUAGUGUAAACUACAAUCCCAACAAAAGCUCAUGAAACACCUUGCAUAAACAUACUAUAACGUACAAUUUUCCCCCUCCAUGUACAAUGUUUAGUUAAAAUGAGUUAAAUGAGUAACUUUGUGUGUUGCUAUGGUGCAUUUUUACUUCACCAAGUUUCGACUGACAUUGUUCAAUGGAAGGAGAAGAUUUUGUGUCUAUUAUUCACCAGUAGUGCAGGUUUUUCAUUAACUUUUUCUUGGGGUCUACUGUAUGUCCAGACUCCAGAACUGUUUGCUGUUUAGUUCAUUGUCUAACAUUUUAACUUGGCUAAGCCUGAGGUUCUAUUUUGGCAGAGCAUUUUAUGUAAGUGAACCACUGAGUUCAAUUAAACACAUAGAAAGCAGGGCAUACCAUCUAUGUCCCGUCUAUUGUAUUUGUAGUAAAUUUAAAACUUCUUCAUAAAUGUCAAUUCCCAUUUCAUUUGAAGGUGCCAAAGGGUUUACAACCUGCAAGAUUUCUGACUGUAUAUUAGUUGCAUUUUCAAUGUUUAUUGGGUGGACAACAACAUCAUUAUCACUUUCAUCAAAUGGGUUCGGUCCAUGUGGAUCAAACCCAUAAAACUCCGCAUUUUCAGGGAGUGGGUCAGGUUGUCCAGGUAGCAAUGGGUUAUCUGCAUUUAAUAUGCUAUUUAUCCAUACUUGGUAAGGCGACCAAUUAUGCAUUGUACGAACUUUGUGUUGAUUAUAUGCUUCCACAAACUCCUGGAGAGCUAGAUUGAUUCUUGGCAGAAAAACAAUAUGUAAUGCAAACACAUGAAGUGGAUUUGUAGUAUUAAGGAUUCCAGAAUCUUCCAUCGCAUAAAAUACAUAAUAGAAGUAGUGGCUAACUGUACGGAAUACAUCUCUCCAAAGUCUCUCAAUUCUCUGAUUAUGGGUCGAUGGUCCAGCAAUGAAACUGGCUCGACCUUCUCCCCGGGCUUCCACCAUAGCUUCACACACCAAUACAUUUUCUACCCCGUGGUCUACUCGAAUACGGGAUGGCCACAGUUCUCCAUCUUUCUCAAUAGCAUCAAGAAACAGGGUUAAUACUGUGCUAGCUAGAUUGUUUGAGCUGCAAUGAAGAUAAAUUAUUCUUCUUGAGAAGCCAUCAAUGCAUCCAUGUAUGACUAACCCCCAUCUUAUCAAAGAAUGGUGUCCGUCAAGAUGCCACAGUGAGUUGGCCCACGGAACUUGAUACCGUCUACGAUAAACUGCAGCUCCCCAUCUUAAUGCAGCAUUUUCUGGAUCAAUUCUGGCCAUACUAUUGCGAACUCUUCUUCUUUGCAAAUGUAUACCACGGGAGCGAAGGUACCCCAUUAUCAACACUUCCCCGGUUGUUCUUCCAUGACGACUUGUGUAAUCUCUUAGUACUUCGUCAAUUUCUGCAUCAGAUAAAUUGCUAAAUUCACUUAAAUGAAGCAGGUUGUACUCUUGAAUUCGUCUAUAUAUUGUCCAUCGUGAAACGCCAUACAUCUUUGCAAUUUUUUCUUUACUGAAACCUAAACCCAAAAGCUCUUCUAACAUUUCAGGUUGUACAUGAAAUGCAGGUCUUCCAGGUCUUCUAGUAUGCUCAACAUUACAGCUUUGCAUAGUCAGUGUUGUUGGUCUACGAGCAAGUUCCGACAUAUGGCUAUGUAAGUUUUGUAAUAUAAAUGUAAAGCAGCUUUCAAUUGCGUACCAUUCCUGCCUGUCAUCCUCGUCAACCUCUUGGCGUAUCAAUCCUAAAAGGCUUAUGGUUCGAUCAACAACAGUCAGACAUGCCUCUACUUCAUUUAUAUGUCUGCUGUUAGCAUUUAUUACAGCAUCUGCCCGGUCGAGAACUGAAUUUAAAAAUAAAGGCAAUUCUUCUUCCACGCUGAAAUUAUCAAUCUCUGCCUCAAAAUCGCCAUAUUCAUUCCUAGGAAUUUCGAUUUCAGUUAAAGCAGCCAUGUUGCACUCGCCGAGGGUAAGUAUGGUAAUUGUAGCCUGGGGACGAGCUAGACGGAACGUUGAAUGUUUUUUGUUGAACGUUGAAUGUUUUUUGUUGAACGUUGAAUGUUUUUUGUUGAACGUUGAAUGUUUUUUUGUUGAACGUUGAAUGUUUUUUUGUUGAACGUUGAAUGUUUUUUUGUUGAAUGUUUUUUGUUGAACGUUGAAUGUUUUUGUUGAACGUUGAAUGUUUUUGUUGAACGUUGAAUUUUUUUGUUGAACGUUGAAUGUUUUUUUGUUGAACGUUGAAUUUUUUUGUUGAACGUUGAAUUUUUUUGUUGAACGUUGAAUUUUUUUGUUGAACGUUGAAUUUUUUUGUUGAAUGCGUUGUUGAAUGUUGAAUUUUAUUGAUCAUUAAAGGUUGAAAUUCAAUUGGUUGAAUAUUGCUACAAAUGGCUUGCCAUAUACCAUGGAGAGUAAUGCACAUUUCUUAUGCUACAGUCCCGAAAUUACAUCAUAAGGAGGAGAAUGGUUAAGGCUACGUCCAAGUCAUAUACAUAGUAUAUUAGUGCUGCAGGUGAAAAUUAGGGAUUAUGGAUCGAAAGCUAUGCAAAUAACAAAUUUGCGUGGUGCUUCGAUAAACCAAAAUUGAUAUUAUUAUUCGCCACGCAAAACUACAAAGAUGAAAGAACUUAAUCUUUACAGUCAUCCUCAGGAAUUACGAAAGCACUAUAAAUCUUAUAAAACCCCACGUUGCCAUCUGAAAUACUUCUCAUCAUUACAGUAAUUACUGAUACUGGUCACUACUAUAAAAAACUAUACAGUUCUGAGAAGUGAACUAAGCUGAAAAUUCGGCAAAAUUCGCCCUUGUUCUCCUAUUUGAUAAUUCGGUAUCCUGCUGAACUAAUUUUAGAGCAGUAAUAAGACUGGACUUUUUAUUUCCAAAAUCUGUAACCUUGGCUCUCAAGUCUGAUGUAGUUUGGGAUACGUUUAUAUAUUCCCCUCUCAUUUCUUCAUUUUUCCUGAUCUACUUUUCCCUUCUUCGAUCUACUUUUCCCUUCAUGCAGGAAGGUUUCACAUUCUUUAAUAGCUGGAUUGCAACCUAUCUCUUGGUGUAAUAAAACAGCGGCCAUGUUUGUACCAAAUUCAAUGAAAGAUGAUGAGAUUCUUUUGUUGAUAUAGCACCAACAUGGCCGCAGUGACGUAACGUCCAAUUGACCUUUAAUGGUUAUUUAAUUUGCGAGAAACGCUAAUUUUCUGUCAACAUUAUCUCCAGCCUAGAUUUAAUUUCACAAAUUUCCCGGUUACUGUUGAACUUCGCAGUAUUAUAAUGAUGCUAGAGUAUAUGCUUCCACUUUCUGGUUACAAUUUCGUGACCAGUAUGCAAGUUACUGUUUGUUGACUCCAAGUCCGAAUGCGUAUUUUGGUAUUUUGAACUUUAAGAGGUUGGUUUCGUUGCAAAUUUCCUGGACAAAUUAUAUUAUUUGUUCUUAGUUUCUUCAGCCUUUUCCCUUCUGAAAGUUCCACUAUUCGAAUACCAACGUAUUGAGACUUCGCUGUUUUCAAACAGCUUACAGUUACUGUACUUCUCGGUGUUGUCCAUUUCCCAUGUUGAAUAUAGCCCGUCAACAAAUUGUAGCCUCCACUUUAAGCUUCCCUUGUUCGUAACUGAAAUGGUUACUUUGUCCUCUGCAGUCAACAAAUUGAUUUCCCAUCACUGCUGUAUUCAGCAAGACGUUUCCCGCCUUCGAGCUCAAUUUUGUCAAAUGUUCUGCACUGUAUGUUCAAUUUUUCUUCUAAUCUGAGUAUAUCCUCACUAACACAAGAUGUUUUUACUAAUAUUCAUAAAAAAGGAUAAACGAGUUCAUAAACUAUUUCUUUAUUGCGACAACGUUCUCGAUACAACAUUUAAGCUUUAAUAUAAGAAUAAUAAGCAUGAUCAGCGACAGUGGUCUAAAGUUGCUUCAAACAUUGAUUUAAAUUUUAACGUAAGUUUUAGCGCGGGCAAACAGCGAAAUUGUGAUUGUAUCAAGUCAGCCAUUUUAAG